This is a messenger RNA of Fusarium redolens, 1884 nucleotides long. RefSeq lists its product as uncharacterized. The coding region runs from base 1 to 1884 and encodes 627 amino acids. Lineage: Eukaryota; Fungi; Ascomycota; Sordariomycetes; Hypocreales; Nectriaceae. The record is from RefSeq and is a predicted model, not a curated record. The transcript is spliced from 3 exons.
AUGUCAAGACGACUCAUUUCGUUACUGCUGCCAGGUCUAAUCACUCAAAUCGGGGCGCAGAAUGUUGAUAAAGAACCCGACACUGUCUGUGUAACAUACUUAUCAACUUAUCUUGUCCCUAUUUCAUCGAACGCGACAGGUUCUGUGCCAGCAGAUGGAGCGGACAGCUUAUCGCAGACCUUCGAUGCUACCUCGGCAGCUUCUACGACAUUUGAGUCCGGGAUUGGUUCAUCUCUCGACCUGACUGAGACUCUUCAGCCCUCCCAGUCCCUUUCCGACGACGCCAAUCAAUUUAUCACAACCUCGGCCACGACCGGUACAAAUACUGCGGAUUCCGCUCCCACCACACCGCCCGGGUCUAACGAUCAGCUCGUUGUCUUCCGCAUCGUCCCACAUAAUGAUAACUCCAGGCGAGGCCGUUUCAAGAGAGAGCCUGGGGGUUUUGUAGGCUCUGCGUCAGAGAUAUGCCAAGACGCUUCUGCGUUCAGUCUCUCGGGGGGUCGCCUUCUUGAUAGCGGGAGACCUAUUUAUUACAAUGGCAAAGACUUCAAGGAACUACGCGGCCAACAGGGUACAUUACCUCGUGGGGCUGUUGCUACUACAUUUGCCGGAGAUGGUGGAUCUCUUCGAUUUCGCAGCCGUGACCUGCCAAACGGCGAAGCAGGCUUUUGUCAGAGCCCGGGAACUGGUCAGGUAUACAUUACCUUUACACCAUCACCACCAGGGUGCGUACCGGUUAGACUAUCUUUCGUUGGAGUCACAUCCGCUCCCUUCAGUACAGCCAUUCCUGCUGUUUCUGAUGGUCCAUCCCAAGUCACGUCGCUCGUAGACUUUACGACUUUUCUUCCUCCGUCUCUGGAACCUACACAGACACGACCUGCCCAAACAAGUUCUUUUCGCUUUUCUAAUACUUCAUCGAUCGCGUUCCCUACAGUACCAAUUGAGACGUCCGACGAUCUUUCUUUUACAAACAUUCCUGGUGUUACAUUCGCACCAUCAGAUGAAGCAACGACAGUUGAUGUCUUGCCAACUGACGCUUUAUCUACAGAAUCACAAUUUACCUCUGAUGACGCAAGAUCCAGCGUUCCAGAGGCUACAACGUCGACAGUACCAGCCACAGACACUGCUAGCCUUGAACCUAGUGUCAGCUCUUCCGAUACUGGUAUUACCGUCGACACUGAGGCCUCCAGCACAACGUCAACGUUGGAAUCUGCGAGCACUUCAGACAUAACAACCGACAUCUCUACAACAACCACAGCUGCAGUGACCACUACAACUACUAGUCCACCAUCUCGUGUGUGCGAGUCAUACCUCAUCAACCCAACAGUACUAUUCAGCGGUGACCAAGACAGUGACGAUGGUGUCGAGGAAAUUACACUUCCAUUCCCAGUGGGAAUAUACACCGAGUCCAGCGAAACCAUCUACGUUGGUGUUAAUGGACUGAUAAGCUUGUUCGACAACUCCAUCGCACAAUCCUCCAACAACCCAUUUCCGGACAAUGGCUUACCAUCAGUAGCCAUCGCGGCUUACUGGGACAACUUGCGCGUUGAAGCUAAUUCCGGUUACGAAAUCACGUACAACGUUUACGAUGAUCCUGACUUUCGCGCGGUUAAUAUCGACUGGUGUGUUGUGGGUGACGAUGAUGUCGUCACUCACUUUAUGGUCAUAUUGCAGGCUUACGAUCUUUCAAACCCUGCCUCAGCUUUCAUGCGUUACUUCCAGUCGAAUGCAGGUAAAUCAGCCACUAUAGCUGUGCAGAAUCUUGUUGAAACAAAAUCCCAGCAAUACUCUUAUAAUAUGGAAGGCGCAGUGCCAGAUGGAUGUACUGUUCUCUUCUUCACUAUAGGAGGUGAUGAAAGAGUUGUUUAUAUCAACAUCGCCUGA